This is a messenger RNA of Puma concolor (puma), 1377 nucleotides long. Lineage: Eukaryota; Metazoa; Chordata; Mammalia; Carnivora; Felidae. The record is from RefSeq and is a predicted model, not a curated record.
AUGUCCUCCUCGGGCCCAGCUGCAGAGGGAGAGGGAACCCCCGCCCAGCCCGCGUCCGAGAAAGAGCCCGAAAUGCCCGGCCCGAGAGAGGAAAGUGAAGAGGAGGACGAGGACGACGAGGAGGAGGAAGAGGAGGAGGAGGAAGAAAAAGAAAAGAGUCUGAUCGUGGAAGGCAAGAGGGAAAAGAAAAAAGUGGAGAGAUUGACCAUGCAAGUCUCUUCCUUACAGAGAGAGCCAUUUACAAUUGCACAAGGAAAAGGACAGAAACUUUGUGAAAUUGAAAGGAUACAUUUCUUCCUGAGUAAAAAGAAAACGGAUGAACUUAGAAAUCUACAUAAACUACUUUACAACAGACCUGGCACAGUGUCCUCAUUAAAGAAGAAUGUGGGUCAGUUCAGUGGCUUUCCAUUUGAAAAAGGAAGUGUCCAAUAUAAAAAGAAGGAAGAAAUGUUGAAAAAGUUUAGAAAUGCCAUGUUAAAGAGCAUCUGCGAGGUUCUUGAUUUGGAGAGAUCAGGUGUAAAUAGCGAACUGGUGAAGAGGAUCUUGAAUUUCUUAAUGCAUCCAAAGCCUUCUGGCAAACCAUUGCCAAAAUCUAAGAAAACUUCUAGCAAAGGCAACAAAAAGGAACGGAACAGUUCUGGAAUGGCAAGGAAAGCUAAGCGAACCAAAUGUCCUGAAAUUCUGUCAGAUGAAUCCAGCAGCGAUGAAGAUGAAAAGAAAAACAAGGAAGAGUCUUCAGAUGAAGAAGAUAAAGAAAGCGAAGAAGAGCAGCCACCAAAAAAGACCUCUAAAAGAGAAAAACCUAAACAGAAAGCCACUUCCAAAAGUAAGAAAACUGUAAAAAGCGCUAAUGUUAAGAAGGCAGAUAGCAGCACCACCAAGAAGAAUCAAAACAGUUCCAAAAAAGAAAGUGAAUCUGAAGACAGUUCAGAUGAUGAACCUUUAAUUAAAAAAUUGAAGAAACCUCCUACAGAUGAAGAGUUAAAGGAAACAGUGAAGAAAUUACUGGCCAGUGCCAACUUGGAGGAAGUCACAAUGAAGCAGAUUUGCAAGGAGGUGUAUGAAAAUUAUCCUGCUUAUGAUUUAACUGAAAGAAAAGAUUUCAUAAAAACAACUGUUAAAGAGGUAAAUACAUCCACCUUUUCUGAUUUUGGUCAUUUUGAAUUUGCCAAAAUUAAGGCUAAAGUGUGCCAUCGGACCAAACUUGGCUCUAAGAAAAAUAGCCCUAUUCUAAAUGGUCUCAAGUAUGAAGACUACUAUCUCUACCCCAUCGAAAACCACAGAAUGCCUAUACUGUUUGAGGAACUGAAAAUUUUGCUGUUUGCCAAUGAGUGCACAAAUCUGAAAUGUUUUAUCACAAAAGAGACCCAAAUUUAA